AUGGGUGCAGCGGAGGGGCCAGGAGAAAAUAACGCCCUGCCUCCCACAGGUACGUUUGCCCUCUUCUCAGCCCCAGACAGCCGCCAGCUGGCAGCAGGGGCAGAGGUGAAUGGGGGGGACCUGUAUUUCGUGGCAUGGGAACUGUGGCGAUCAUCCUGGUUCACCCAGCCGGAGAUCCGAGAGAAUUGGGGUCUGUGUCUCAGUGUAUCAUUUCAGCCGGUGAAACUAGCAUCCUUAGCCCACACAGCGGACUUGGAGCUGGCUGAGAUCCCUGCAGCGUGGUCAGGCAGGGGAGCUGCACAGGCGAGACUGUCGUCGAGCCACGCCAGCCUGCUUCCAAGUGGUGGCCCAUAUCCAUCUACAAUCAUACAGCGAAAAAGAGUCAUUGAAAACCAGUCGAGCUUGACCAACUUGAUUUGGGAUGACACAGCAUCAAGAACCCUUGGAGAGCUGAAGAACCUGACCAUCUCUAGGAGGCAGCUGCAGAAGUCCCAUUGCACCCGAUACUUCCAGACCAGCUCGGGCUUCGAUCUACCUGUGCCAGGACUCCCCCACCCCACCCCCCCUCCGGUCAAGACAGCCCGGCUGGGGAGCCAUGAAUCCUGGCUGGUGUGGCCGCGCUCUGGGGGCCUCGUGGUGCCUGAGCAGCGGGGCCUCCCUGCCCCAUGGACGCCCGCCGCCUCGUCCAGCCCAAAUCCAGAGCCCACCUUUCUCCCCGCAGGCGUUCACCACAUCAAGCGCCGAGACAUCGUCCUGAAGUGGGCGCUGGGGGAGGGGGCCUUCGGCAAAGUCUUCCUGGCAGAGUGCCACAACCUGAGUCCCGCCCAGGAGAAGAUGCUGGUGGCAGUCAAGGCCCUGAAAGAAGCCACGGAGAGCGCCCGCCUGGACUUCCAGCGGGAGGCCGAGCUGCUGACGGUGCUGCAGCACGAGCACAUCGUCAAGUUCUACGGGGUCUGCACGGAAGGCGAGCCCCUCGUCAUGGUCUUUGAAUACAUGAAGCACGGAGACCUCAACCGCUUCCUCAGGUCCCACGGGCCGGACGCAAAGAUCCUGGACAACAACGGCAGCGGCCAGUCCUUCGGCCAGCUGGACCUCAGCCAGAUGCUGCAGAUCGCCACGCAGAUCGCCUCCGGGAUGGUGUAUCUGGCCUCCCUGCACUUCGUCCACCGCGACCUGGCCACCCGCAACUGCCUCGUGGGCCACAGCCUGGUGGUGAAGAUCGGGGACUUCGGCAUGUCCCGAGACAUCUACAGCACCGACUACUACCGGGUCGGGGGCCGGACCAUGCUGCCCAUCCGCUGGAUGCCCCCGGAGAGCAUCCUCUACCGGAAGUUCACCACGGAGAGCGACAUCUGGAGCUUUGGGGUGGUGCUGUGGGAGAUCUUCACCUACGGGAAGCAGCCGUGGUACCAGCUCUCCAACACCGAGGCAAUUGAAUGCAUCACGCAGGGGCGGGAGCUGGAGCGCCCCCGGACCUGCCCCUCGGAGGUCUACGACAUCAUGCAGAGCUGCUGGCAGAGAGAGCCACAACAGCGGUGGACGAUGAAGGACAUCCACAGCCGGCUGCAAGCCCUGGCCAAGGCCCCUCCUGUCUACCUGGACAUCCUCAGCUAGGAGUGAGGUGGGGGGGAACAAAGUGCUUCUCCAGUCCCCCCACCCCCAAGAUCAAACAUCCUGGCUCCAAAAACUGGACUCCCACUAGUGCUUCUGCUGAGAGUCUAGCUGAGGUUCCCCUCCUCUGUGCCCGGGACUUGCGGGGGUGCCGGUGCUGCCGUCUUGGUCCGCUUCUCUGCCGAGACCCUGCAAGAGCUGCGGAGGACAGAUUCUCAGACAAGAACUGAACUCUGGCCGCCUCUGCCUUCGCAGCCAUUUGCCCUGGAUGGCGGACAGACACACGCAAGCAGAGGGCUGUGGUCAGUGGGAGGGGAGGUUUUCCAGGCCGUGUGUUUGUGAGUUUGUGUGUGAGUUGCAGACACUGGUUGUGGGGGUGCCAUCCUUUCCCCCGGGAGUGGGUUGGAGUCGAAGCUGUCUUGCAACUGAGAAAUACUUGACUAUUUACUGUUCUGAGCUUUAGCUGUAUAUUAUACCAUUAUACCCCUAGCUUCUGAGAAGGGAUGCCGUGCAAAUGGAAAGCUUUCAUGGAACGGGGUGCUUUGGCAGUGCAG
This is a messenger RNA of Sphaerodactylus townsendi, 2165 nucleotides long. RefSeq names its product high affinity nerve growth factor receptor-like. Bases 1 to 1614 code for a protein of 537 amino acids. The transcript has 10 exons. The record is from RefSeq and is a predicted model, not a curated record. NCBI's taxonomy places the organism in Eukaryota, Metazoa, Chordata, Lepidosauria, Squamata, Sphaerodactylidae. Gene Ontology annotation, cellular component: membrane; signaling receptor complex; axon. Gene Ontology annotation, molecular function: neurotrophin binding; neurotrophin receptor activity; ATP binding. Gene Ontology annotation, biological process: cellular response to nerve growth factor stimulus; multicellular organism development; cell surface receptor protein tyrosine kinase signaling pathway.